UAAGGACAGAAUCCACUGUGUGGUGUAUGUGAUAGACAGCUCAACAUUAGGAAUUAUGGCUACAGAAAUGAAGAAGAAAGUUGAUGAAAUCCGAAAGAAAACUAGUUUUCAAGAUGUGCCUCUAUUGGUGCUACUGACCCAUGUGGACAGAGCGUGCCCGCAUGUGGAAAAGGACUUGAAGAAGGUGUAUCACAGCUGCUACAUAAAGGAUAUGAUCAACAGAGCUAGCGGGUGUCUGGGCAUCCGACCAUCAAAUGUGAUUCCAGUGAAGAAUUACCAUGAUGAGAGUGAGCUGAAUAAUACCUGUGACAUCCUGCUCCUCAAGGCCAUGAAGCAGAUGCUGGACUUUGCUGACAAUUACUUUGACAACUGUCAGAAAGUUGGUGUUGGGAAAAUGGGAAGUGGGAGCAGUACCCCAGUGACAGAGGAGAACAAACCAGAGCUCCUUGGUAAAGCUUGGAGGGAUGUUGUGUGGGACCACAGCACACGAACUGAUCUCAAGCAAUACCUGCAAGAUUACAAGCCCACUAUUGAUUCAGUGCCUCAGGCUCGGAUUCUUCUAAUUGGUCAGAUUACAGCUGGAAAAUCAAGCUUCUUCAACUCCAUCAACUCUAUCUUCCGUGGCAACAUUACAAGCCAAGCUGCAGUAGGAGAAAUGAAAACCAGCCUGACCUUGAAGUAUCACACUUACCAGGUGAAAGCGGGCCGAAGCGGACAGCCUCUGGGAUUCCUACUGUGUGACACCAUGGGACUGGAAGCAAGGGAGGAUGGAGGGGUGAGAACUGAAGAUAUUGAGAGCAUCCUGAAGGGCUACGUUCCAGACAAGUACCAGUUCAACCCUGUGCAGCCAAUGAAAGCUGAUAACUCUCAGGCAUGGAGCACAUUGGCUCUUAAGGACAGGAUCCACUGUGUGGUGUAUGUGAUAGAUGCCUCCACAACUGGAAUUGUGGACCAAGGAAUGAAGAAUAAAAUUGAUGAAAUCAGAAAGAGAACUAACUCGGCAGAGGUCCCUCUAUUGGUGCUACUGACCCAUGUGGACAAAGCGUGCCCACAUGUGGCAAAGGACUUGAAGAAGGUGUAUCACAGCUGCUACAUAAAGGAUAUGAUCUACAGAGCUAGCGAGUGUCUUGGCAUCCUACCAUCAAAUGUGAUUCCAGUGAAGAAUUACCAUGAUGAGAGUGAGCUGAAUAAUACCUGUGACAUCCUGCUCCUCAAGGCCAUGAAGCAGAUGCUGGACUUUGCUGACAAUUACUUUGACAACUGUCAGAAAGUUGGUGUUGGGAAAAUGGGAAGUGGGAGCAGUACCCCAGUGACAGAGGAGAACAAACCAGAGCUCCUUGGUAAAGCUUGGAGGGAUGUUGUGUGGGACCACAGCACACAAACUGAUCUCAUGCAAUACCUGCAAGAUUACAAGCCCACUAUUGAUUCAGUGCCUCAGGCUCGGAUUCUUCUAACUGGUCAGAUUAAAGCUGGAAAAUCAAGCUUCUUCAACUCCAUCAACUCUAUCUUCCGUGGCAACAUUACAAGCCAAGCUGGAGUAGGAGAAAUGAAAACCAGCCUGACCUUGAAGUAUCGCACUUACCAGGUGAAAGCGGGCCGAGGCGGACAGCCUCUGGGAUUCCUACUGUGUGACACCAUGGGACUGGAAGCAAGGGAGGAUGGAGGGGUGAGAACUGAAGAUAUUGAGAGCAUCCUGAAGGGCCACGUUCCAGACAAGUACCAGUUCAACCCUGUGCGGCCAAUGAAAGCUGAUAACUGUCAGGCAUGGAGCACAUUGGCUCUUAAGGACAGGAUCCACUGUGUGGUGUAUGUGAUAGACGCCUCCACAAUUGCAGUUGUGGACCAAGAAAUGAAGAAUAAAAUUAAUGAAAUCAGAAAGAGAACUAACUCAGCAGACGUACCUCUAUUGGUGCUACUGACCAAGGUGGACAGAGCGUGCCCACAUGUGGCAAAGGACCUGAAGAAGGUGUAUCACAGCUGCUACAUAAAGGAUAUGAUCUACAGAGCUAGCGAGUGUCUGGGCAUCCUACCAUCAAAUGUGAUUCCAGUGAAGAAUUACCAUGAUGAGAGUCAGCUGAAUGACACCUGUGACAUCCUGCUCCUCAAGGCCAUGAAGCAGAUGCUGGACUUUGCUGACAAUUACUUUGACAACUGUGAGGAAAACACAGAAUUGAUCAUACUGAGAGGUUUUGCCGUUGCCUCAAUCUGUCCAUGUUCCUGUGUUUUACGCCACAGAUCACCCCAAAUUUGA
Brienomyrus brachyistius is the source of this 2251-nucleotide messenger RNA. RefSeq lists its product as uncharacterized. The transcript is spliced from 16 exons. Gene Ontology annotation, molecular function: GTP binding. The record is from RefSeq and is a predicted model, not a curated record. Bases 56 to 2251 code for a protein of 731 amino acids. NCBI's taxonomy places the organism in Eukaryota, Metazoa, Chordata, Actinopteri, Osteoglossiformes, Mormyridae.